Paramisgurnus dabryanus is the source of this 2197-nucleotide messenger RNA. NCBI's taxonomy places the organism in Eukaryota, Metazoa, Chordata, Actinopteri, Cypriniformes, Cobitidae. The record is from RefSeq and is a predicted model, not a curated record.
CUACAUGACAACUCAAGCUUAAUAAUGCGAAGAAAAACUUUUAAAUGUGUUAAAUCGUAAACAAGGAAGACUGAUAAACCGUGAGAGAAGAGUUGAGGAAUCAGAAUGAGACCAGGCGUGGAAACUGAUCCUGUGUCAGUACCACUAGAGAUGGGAGAAAAUGGUCUGACACAGAUCUUAGCCCAUGUCAUCACUGAGGUGAAAGGUUCCAUAAAUAAAGAUAUAAACGGGGUUGAACUGUUGCACAGUCUUCUCAACGCCCCCUGGCUCCAUUCCCUACUAAAGGUGUAUGAAUGCCUACAGCAGCACCUCGAACAUUCUCCUAAAUCGUAUAUCUCCUAUUCUUCUGGACUAUCUUUGCAGAUUCUGUCUGAUCUGCUGGCAAUCCCAAAUCCUUCGAAUGAAGCUCGAGAACUCUAUGGCCUCCUCAGUCAGCCCCACAUACAGGCUCUUCUCUCGGCGCAUGACACAGUUAGUAUAAGAGACUACGAACCAGGACUGCCUCCACUGCCUAAAGACCUGCCUGAAGAUGAGGAAGCCAUGAGGAUCGUUUGCCUGGUCAAAAACAAUCAGCCUUUGGGAGCGACAAUUAGAAGAGAUGAUACAACGGGGGAAAUAUACAUCGCCCGAAUUAUACAUGGAGGACUGGCUGACCGCAGUGGUCUCUUACAUGCUGGAGACAGGCUGGUGGAGGUAAACGGCCACCCUGUUUUUGGGCUGGAACCAGAACAGAUCAUACAAAUUCUGGCCCAUUCUCAAGGAACCAUAGUGUUCAAGGUGGUUCCCAUCACCGACAGAUCAGUCAACAACCAAACCAUGCUGUAUGUACGAGCCAUGGUGGACUACAACCCCCAGAUGGACCCUUCCAUUCCCUGUGCGGAUGCCGGAGUGGCCUUCAGGAAGGGAGAUAUCCUUGAGAUUGUGGACCAAUCAGAUGACCUCUGGUGGCAGGCCAUCAAACUGCCCAGCAUCUCUGCCUGCGCUAGCCUCAUUCCUUCCACAAGCUUGCUCAAAAGAAAGCAGAAAGAGUCGUGGUGGUCUCAGCCUUAUCAAACACACACCUGCUUCAAAACCUUAAGCACAGUGGAUGAGGAAGAAGACCUAAUUGCUAUAGAUGACAAAUGUGUAGAAGCAGAUGAGGAAGCGUUUGAAUCUGAAGAGAGUGAAUUCAGCACCAAUGUGGAUGGGAUUUAUCUUACUGGUUUUCGCCGAAGUCUGCGUCUCUGUCGCCGGCGAAGGAGUCAGGCAUUUGGAGCUUCUCAGUUCUGCUCACUUCGCUGCCCCGCCAGCUGCUACAGCUCCCUGGCCAACCCAUAUGAAGAAGUGGUGCGAUACCAGCAUCAUCCAGAACACAGACAUCGCUUAAUAGCACUUAUAGGUCCAUCUGGGGUCGGCGUGAAUGAACUGCGCAGGAGACUAAUCGAGAUCAAUCCAAAGGUUUACCAAGGAGCUGUUCCUCAUACCACACGACCUCCCAAAUCCUACGAGGAAUCUGGAAGAGAAUAUCACUUUGUCAGCAAAGAGCAGUUUGACAACAUGGUCUGCAAUCACAGGUUUAUUGAGUUUGGCGAGUUCAAGAGUCAUCUCUACGGUACUAGUAUAGAUGCAGUCAAAGAAGUUUUGGCCAGUGGAAAAAUCUGUGUGAUUGACAUUGGACCAUAUGCAUUAGAGUCAGUAAGGACCCCGGAGCUGAGGGCUUAUGUCAUCUUUAUAAAGCCCCCAUCUAUUGAGCAGAUGAAACAGACGCGAACAAACUCUCAUAUUAUCACAAAUUACUACAUCAGCCGACCCUUUAAGGAUGAAGACUUUCAGGAAAUAGAGGACGCCGGACACAAAAUGGAGCAGCAGUACUGUCAGUUCUUUGAUCAUGUUAUUGUAAACGAGGGCCUGCAGGCCGCAUGCGUGCAGCUGCUAACCGCAGUGAGGAGAGCCCAGGAUGAACCGCAGUGGGUACCAGCUGCAUGGAUCAGACCAACAGAGCAGUCUUAAAAAAGAGAAGUCGUCAAAGAGAAGGGACUUUCACCUUACAUGAUGAGAAUAUUGUUUGUUUUGUCUGUUAAAAUAUUAAAUCUAAAUAAAUUAUAUACAUAAUAUACAUCAAAACAUACACUGCAAAAAAUGAUUUUACUUACUUAGUAUUUUUGUCCUGUUUUUAGUAAAAAUAUCAAAAAAUUCUUAAAUUCAGAAGCUUUUUCUU